UAGGCAAGAAAGAUAGAUUUCUCCCAUGGCGGUGGCGCUGCCGGCCCUUCUGGUCCUCGCCCUGGGCGGAUGAAGCGCCUGCCUCCCCUGGAUCCUCCGCGGACAAGCACCAAGAAGAAUAAGAAGCCCUCGUCCCAGCACCGCCUGGCCGCUGUCAUGGACGCCGUCACCGACCGCAAGCUCCCCCCCGAGCUCCGCGGCCGCGCCAACGCCGUCAGAGCUGAGACUGAUAUAAUCAAUGUUGUGGAACAAAAAAUAUGGCAUUCAAUGGAAGAAGGGCACUUCGAAAAUCUUCCAGGGAAGGGAAAACCUUUAAACCUCAAUUCAAACCCUCAUGCAGAUCCUGCAGAAGACACCCUUUACAGAAUACUUUCGAGGAACGGUUGUGCACCCGAAUGGGUUGAGCUGAACAAGGAAAUCCGUGGCAUGAUUGCACGAUGGAGAUUGGCAUUGAGGAAGGCUUGGGCAAACCACUCUGAGGAUGAUCAUUCUACCUGGCAUGACGAUUGCAGGCUACUUCAGGAACAGAUUCGCCAAAUAAAUGAUAAGGUUUUCCGAUACAACCUGAUAGUUCCCUUUGGGCGGCAAAUGUUUGGUCUUAACUGGGGCAAGGAGCUGGACAAAUUGAAACUGAAGUAAGACAGGAAAAAAAAAAGGCUACUGCGAUGCAGAUUUAUAGGCUUUGUUCUGGAUUUUGUUGUAUUGGAAUAUACCUUAGAACUCGAGUAGGGGUAAAUUGCUUGAAUAAACAAUCCAGAAAGUAUAGGUUUACACGGGACUUCAAUGCAGUCAUCUUGGUCUUAGUAGAUUUUCAGGUGUGUUAGCAUGAAGUGCAAAGGGGAUCGACGCGAUCGAUGUAGCAGAACUUAUUUUCUUCUCUCUUUUUUUUUGAAAUGUAGCAGGAGCCCUGCUAUUUCAAUUAAGAGGAAAAAGGAGUUGAUGAUUUACAUCAAGGUCACUUUGUGGACCGACAGGAGGCAUCCCAGUGCACCAUCUGGGGCAGCCAACCAACCAAACAAGGAAGAAAUUAACUAUUUAUUGCUACCUCUCUUUGCUCCAAUUUUUCCUUGACCCGCUGAACACAAAUUCUGGCGAUUUUGAUUCAUUUUGGGAAGUUCUCCUGCUGCUCUGUUUGCAAGUGUUUCAGAUGGUGGGAUGUAGCAGAGUUGAAUGCUAGUAGUAAUAUGUGUGCUAU
Molecule: messenger RNA, 1195 nt
Organism: Oryza brachyantha (malo sina)
Lineage: Eukaryota; Viridiplantae; Streptophyta; Magnoliopsida; Poales; Poaceae
Product: dnaJ homolog subfamily C member 28-like
Source: RefSeq, a predicted model, not a curated record